Molecule: messenger RNA, 6250 nt
Organism: Oryzias melastigma (Indian medaka)
Lineage: Eukaryota; Metazoa; Chordata; Actinopteri; Beloniformes; Adrianichthyidae
Gene: shtn3
Product: shootin 3
Source: RefSeq, a predicted model, not a curated record
CGCUUCCAGCCGCUAGAGGGCAGCAGCGUCUUUAAACCGUCGUUUGAACCGUAGAAGAAGUCGCGCUAACAUUAGCAUGCUAAGACUGCACGAAAAUAUGAAUUCGGUUAGCUUUUACUCACUUUUAUCCCACAAAAUACACAAAUCGUCUUAGUUUAAAGGGAUAAUAACAUUUUAAAGAUUUAAUAACAGUAAAUAGAGGAGAAAAAAUGACGUAAAAUGAAUGGAGUGAUUACAACCUAAAGCUACAUAAGGGAGGAGGAGGAGGAGGAAGGGGGAUGCUGCUGCCAGGGAAAAGAGGAGGAGGAUGAAGAGGAGGAGGAUGUCCACCGGCAGCAGCACCGAGCGCCUCUCCAUCCCAUGAGCCCCGCAGAACCCAGACAUGUGGACGCAGCUCCGCCGCUGAGAUCCUCGCCGUAAUCACCGGAUCAUUUCACCUCCUCGCGCAGAUGGAGGGAUGCGGGGAGACCGAGGAGCGAACGGAGUGCAACAGACUGACGGAGGAGAGAGACGAGGCCCACCGACAGCUCAAGCACAUCAAGAGAGUGUCUCAGAUGGUGAUCGAGGAGGUGAGCGUCCUGCAGACUCAGCUGGAGAUCGAGAAGUCGUGUCGGGAGAAUGCGGAGGCGCUCGCCACUACGCUCAGCUGUGAGAACCGGAAGCUGAAGUACCUGAGUCUGUCCUCGCGGCCUUGUCUGGACGAGCUGCUGCCCAGCAUCUCCGACUGCAUCGCCCUCGAGACGGACGGAGACUCGGCAGAGGUCGCCGACGACAGUCCGGACGCCUUCUCACAAUGCCAGCAGCAGGUCAAAGAGCUGAGGGAGACGGUGAGCAGCUUGCUGGAGGAGAAGAGGAGCUUCCUGUGUCAGAUCCACGAGCAGCAGCAGAGGAUAGAGGAGCUGAGCUCACAGGCAGAGAAAGACCAGGCGGAGAUGAAGCAGCUCCGUGAGACGAUGGAGCAGCAGAGCAGGAGCAUCAAGAGGUUCAACAGAGUCUCAAUGAUGGCCACUCAGGAGUACGAGGGCAUGAAGGAGCAGCUGGACCUGGAGCAGAACCUCAGGGUUCAGGCUGAGACCUAUGCACACGAGAUGCUCGUGAAGCAGAAGGAGGCCAGCAGGCAGAGCAUGCUGCUGCUGCAGAGCGCCGAGCCCAGCGUCCAGCUGCUCAAAGCUCUGGAGGACGUCGCUGCCGUCACCAAAACCCUGGAGGAGGAGCGACUGCAGCACCAGCAGAAGGUCCAGAACCUGGAGGCCCAGCUGGAGCAGAGCUGUGUGAAGAAGCAGCUGGAGGCUCUGCAGAGGCAGCUGGAGCUGCUGGAGGUGGAGAAGAAGGAGGUGGAAGGACAGCUGGAGGAGGCGGAGAAGAAGAGCCGAGAGCUGGAGGACAGAGCCUCAGCUCCCUCAUCGCCAUCAUGAGGAAGUCCUCCAAAGGAUCCAAAGCUGCCGCAAAGGUGGAAGCCCCCCCAGCUGCUGAGGGGGUGGACGAGGUGAAGGUGAAGGCGGUGAACGAGAUGAUGGAGCGGAUCAAACACGGCGUGGUCCUGAGGCCCGUCAAGAGUCAGGACAGCAAGAGAACAGCAGUGAAACCUCCAGUCUGUGAGGAGAAACCACAGGAGAGCGCCAUGGAGGAGCUGAAAGGAAUUCUGGAGACGGUGAAGAGGAGCCCCAGCCGAGGCUCCCAGGAGUCAGGGCCGUCCCCCCCAGGAAAGAAGGACAGCGAGCUGGAGGUCAUCCUGAGACGCCGGCGUAACAGAGCGGGAGAGGCGGCGUCCGGAGACGAGCGCGAGGGUCACAUGACCCACGUGUCGUCCUGCGACAGCCUGAACGGAAGACGCACCAGCAGCGACUCGGGAAAGAGUUCAGAGAGCCCCGGGGGGCUGGGCGCCCCCCCAGACGCCGCGGGGACCCGGGUCAGUCCGGAGAGGCGGGCCUCAGGACCGGGACCAGCGGUGGCCCGGAGGAAAAGCUCCGACUCGGGCCGACAGAGGAGGUCCUGCAGCUCCAUGUCUGAGAAAGAAACCGCAGAGCCUCCGGUCAGCAACGGCUGCAUCAACAGCGUCGAGGAAGCGGAUCAGAUCAAUUCCAAUGGAGUUGACCACACUGAAGGCCCCGCCCACACCGACCCGCUGAACGGCAGCAGCGACGCCGAGUGUUGACUCGGGUCUCGUUUGCGUGUCCCGACCCGCUUGAUUCCUGAGAGAUCCGAUGCCUUUUGUGAUGUUAGAUCCAAGCGGAGAAUCAAACGUUUGUUAGAUCCACACUAAAAAUCCACUACAGAGGCGGCUUUAGAAACCUUUUCCUGGUCCAGGUUCUGGUUCAGGUUCUGGUUCAGAUGCUGGUCCAGGAUCUGGUUCAGGAUCUGGUCCAGGAUCUUGUUCAGGAUCAGGUCCAGGAUCUGGUUCAGGUAUUGGGUCAGAUGCUGGUCCAGGAUCUGGUUCAGGAUCUGGUCCAGGAUCUUGUUCAGGAUCAGGUCCAGGAUCUGGUCCAGGAUCUUGUUCUGGAUCUGGUCCAGGAUCUUGUUCAGGAUCAGGUCCAGGAUCUGGUCCAGGAUCUUGUUCUGGAUCUUGUUCAGGAUCAGGUCCAGGAUCUGGUCCAGGAUCUUGUUCUGGAUCUGGUCCAGGAUCUUGUUCUGGAUCUGGUCCAGGAUCUUGUUCAGGAUCUGGUCCAGGAUCUGGUCCAGAAUCCUCACUGAAAUAGUUGAAUGUGCAGCGACUGCAGAACCCCCCCCACACACACAUCUUAAACCAAUCCACCUUAAAAACUGGAAUUUCCAAACAGACCAGAAAUGAUUCAAAGAUGAAAAAGGAUUUAAAAGAUUUUUUUCUAACAAAUUAACUAAAAUUAAGUAAAAAAAACAAAACAAAACAGGAGAUUAAAGGCUUUUUUGGAAUCAAUAAAUAUAAAGAUAAUAUUAAAACAACUAUAUAUGUUAUUAAUCUCUAAAAGGUUCCCUAUUUAUUAAAAGUUUGUAAAACUUUUAUGAAAAAAAACCCUAAAAUAUUCUUUUGGAAUUAUUGUUUCAAAAAUCAAAAUUUAAAACAUGAAACAGCCGUUUGUGUUUGAGUAGAUGGAUGAUUACAAAUGGUUUUAUUUGCUCUUUCCUGAAGGACAAAAUCUUCAGUUUAGUUUAGGACCCCUUAAAAAAGCUCUGCAGCUGCUCGGUUCAUCCAAACGUUUCCACAGUUUUUUCUGAAACUUUUUUCACUUUAUUCUCCGUCGUCAUAGAAACUGUCAUCACUUUGACCAUGGAAAACUUUUGUUUUAACCCUCGAACAACCGUCCGGCUUUGAGAAACAACCAAAACGCCCAAAUGUACGUCCACCAGGGGGAGCUAACGCACCCGUCAGGUUUCCCUGUCUGAGACAAAACCCAGAAUCUGUGGUUUCAGACGUGGACGUUUGUGGAUCCUGUAGAGAUUUGGGCUCCAAUCAUCUUCUCGACAUUCAGGUUCCUGAGUCGACUAAUUUGAACUGCUGCCGGGAUUUGACGCUCGGACCUCAAAUCCAAGAUUCUCGCUUUUGUCUCAGAGUUUUAGAAAGAAAUGAGAACUUUUGGAAAAUCUCUGCCAGGACUGAUUUAUCUUUGAACCAGCAGUCUUCUGUUGCAUCUCCUCCACACAGGUUCUGCGGUUCUUCUGCUGGUUCAGUGAAAGCCUUUCAUGACACCAGAACAUUCAUAGAACAGAAUUCUUGGGUUUGAUUCGUCCUUUAAUGAGAUCUAACUGUUGAAAGGACGACCGGUCGGAUGCGAACGUAGAUUGGCUAAACGUUUGACUCUCUAUGCACCGCAGCAUCUGCAUGAACUUCUCCUUUGAGCUUCACGUUAAACAGAAAAAUAGAAGUCUUAUGUUUUUUCACUGGAGAGAAACUCCAGAAACUGGGAUGUUGGAGUUUCAAACACACAAACUGUGUUUAGCAUUAGCGUUAGCGUCUCUUCCUCUUGAACGUUAUCACGAAGCCUCCUCUAACUGACGGAACCAGACAGGGUUCUCCCAGCAGCUGCUGAGGUUCUGGUUCUGUCUGAACCAAACUGGAUCGUAUGAUUUUACUCUUUAACUCCUGAAACAUCUCAAGUUUCUAUCCAACGUAAAAACCAAACUUUAAACGAAAGAUGAUGAUGCAAACGCAUUGGGACGACAUGUCAGUGGAGGCUUUUCUCUGGAACGGGACGCUCUGAUGGACAGGUGGCGAGCUGAAACGGCGAGCUCAUCAGUCAGCAGACGACGUGUGGUAUCAGAAUGAUCGAUAAAUCAAAGCUUUUUCUAGAAUCGAGAUGCCUUCAGUGGGCCUUUGCUCGUAAAGUGCAGCCAUGGGAGCAGAAAACAGACGACCCCCCUCUUCAUGUGGAACCCCCUCCUGCGUCCGAGCGGCGGGACGCAGGUCCGCUCCAGGGUCCGGCGUAGGACUAUCAGAGGCGGGACUGGCGCUCGGAGGACAGGUGGAUCCUCAGGAACACUUUGGGGCCUUGAUGAGGAGGAGGAUGAAGGGAGGAACGAGGUGCUUGUGUUUUCUCUCUACCUCUCUGCUGUCCCGCCCGUCCCUCCCCAGCAGAAAUGAUGUCUUCCUGCACUCAAUCAGCACUGAGCCCGUUGACCUGUAUGCACACGUGCCGCGGACAUCACAACCUCCAGCUUUUAUUUUGUAGGACCUAAACCACGUUUGAGCCUUUCCGAUGAUUUUUACGAGCUGCAGGUUCCUUUGUACCAAGAGUUCACCUUUGAGACUGUUUUCUAACAUGAAAAUCUGUGUUUCUGCAUUCUAACAUCACUACGAUGAAAGUCUCCUUCCUGCCGUUGACUGUAUAUAGAGAAUUGCACUGAGUUCCAAACAGGAAGUGGCUCCAGAAUCCCAUCGACUUCUAUAGAAAAAUAAGCAGCUGUCAGUACGUCCAAUGGUGGUUCCAACAUGGUUCCAACAUGGCGGCACCCGUAUCACGACAAAACGGCUGAAUUGACUUUGGUUGGACGUCACACUCCACUUAGUCCAGUUCUCACAUACAGUCAUUGGUUCCAACCUGAUUUGUCCGCAUCUCCUACAGCGAGCUAUAACCAGCCUCGCUAACAGCUAACAUUUUUAGCUAGCAGCUAAAAGUUAGUCGCUAGCAAAUGUUGGGUUAGCUUCAAUGUGAUUCAAUGCGAGCUAGCAGCUGCUACAAGCUAAUUCUUCACACUGUCUGGUAAUGACUCCAUGCUAACGCAGAUCAUAUCCCGUCUGUCCGGGUUCUGACCCAGAGACAAACCUCUGUCGCUGCUCUGAGUCCUCUUCAGACUUCAUCAAGCCUUAGCUAACCGCUAACAAUCCCAACUAUGCUAUUGGACGCUGCUAGCAUGUAGCAUAAACAUGUUUGGCUAUGCAGAACAGGAAGAAGCUGCAGUUUGCUAACAGUCUUGAACUUCAUGGUGAAUCUCCUUUGAUCUGCUCUGCAGCGUCACGACUCCGUCAGGGAUUCCUGUAACUAUGGCAACCAACACCAGAGAAUGCUGGAGCCGUUCUGAAUAAAAACAUAACAAAAGCCAAAAAGUUUGACUGUAAAAUCCAACACGACUGAGAGAUUUUUUAAAUCAUCCUGGGAUGUUUUUUGUGUUCAAAGAACCAGAAAUCAGGACAGGAAGUUCGGAUCUCACCGAGUUCAGAGGCUCAAAAAUAUGCAAAUAAUUCAUCAUUUAAGGUGGAAUCACACUCGACUCAUUCUGCAUGAAUGUUGUCUCAAUUUUCUGCUAACUUUGAGUAUCUUUUUUGGAGUUUUGAUAAAUUCUGUGAACAUUUCUGCAAAUGUUUGUUUUGCAAAGUUUUGUCUAACAGUCUUCUGAAUUAUGGGUAACGAGUGACUCUCACGCAGGUUUCAGGUGUUCGGUUCUCACUUUAGAUGUGUUGGACGCUGACUUUUGUCUUAUAUUAGUCCAGAUGUGUUUCCAAACAUAAACUUUUUAUUUUCCUCACAUUCACAGAAAUGAAGUGUAAAUCGGUCAGAGACCAGACCGGGGCGACGCUGAAUAUUUCUAUUUGUUUAAAGUAGAAUUUGACCCCAGAAACUGAAACUAGUGAGACGUGUGUCACCAGUGAGAUCACCUGUCUCUGCAGGUAGAUGUCAGAGACGCCUGCAGCCUUGAACCAUCCCUCCCAUGGAGUUGAACCCUCACACUGAUCACGCUUUUGUCAAACAAGAUUUUCUGCAUCGAGUUUCCAUGUUUUUAAACCUGAACUUUCAUUCUAGCAUCACCUGAAAUAAACUGCAGUUCAGAUCAAACCAAA